This is a messenger RNA of Ascochyta rabiei, 3993 nucleotides long. Its product is annotated as Vacuolar protein sorting-associated protein 41. The transcript is spliced from 5 exons. Lineage: Eukaryota; Fungi; Ascomycota; Dothideomycetes; Pleosporales; Didymellaceae. Gene Ontology annotation, biological process: endosomal vesicle fusion; vesicle-mediated transport; macroautophagy. The coding region runs from base 1 to 3993 and encodes 1330 amino acids. Gene Ontology annotation, cellular component: late endosome; HOPS complex. Gene Ontology annotation, molecular function: protein binding. The record is from RefSeq and is a predicted model, not a curated record.
AUGGCUGCGGAUCCGACCGAAGACGACCAGCAUGCGGUGACACGUGGAGGGCCCGGCAACGGCACAGAAGCCGCCCAGCACGUAAACGACCGCGAUGUCGAAGACGAUGACGAUGAAGGCGACGACGACGACGCGGACGAGGAGCCCAAGCUCAAGUAUAGCCGAUUGACGAGCAGUCUGGGGCCUGUGUAUCGCAAUGGCGACGCGACCAGUUCCUUUCUAGUUGCGGGAGACAAGAUGAUUGUCGGUACACACAACGGCAAUAUACACACCCUCACCAUUCCGUCCUUUCAAAUACUGCGCACCUACAACGCCCACCCCUCUGCCUCAGUCACCUCCUUGUCAGUGUCGCCUCUACCACGCACACAGUCCUUCAUCAACCAAGUUGGCUCGCCCAAUAGAGCCCCAGAGGCUGAAGCGCCACCGAGAAAGGCUGCGCCCCAUGCUGGCCGCGACCCUCGCAGGCCACAGCAAAACCCAGUCCCGCCAACUCCUUCGAACCAGAUUUACAUCGGUUCUGCCUCAAUAGACGGUCAUGUCUGUGUGUCCUCGCUGGUUGACCCCAAAGACGUCACGCUGCGCAACUUCGCCCGGCCUGUCCAAGCCGUAGCGCUCUCGCCAGAUUACAAAAACGACCGCUCAUAUCUGUCAGGAGGUCUGGCUGGCGAGCUGAUCUUGACAAGCGGAGGUCCCAUAGGUACUCGCGCAAAUGCGAAUACCAGUUCAGCAUCACAAGCCGCUGCUGGAUGGCUCGGGGCCAUAGGUCUUGGCGGUAACAGUGGUAGAGACACGAUUCUGCACUCUGGAGAAGGUUCCAUUAGCACCAUCAAAUGGUCCUUAUCUGGAAAAUAUGUGGUGUGGGUCAACGAGGAAGGUAUUCGGUUCAUGCGCACGAACUUGUUCCUGGAUAGCGCAGACUCUGAGCUGGCUUGGAAACGAAUAGGCUUUGUCGGAAAGCCCAAUCGUCGUGUCUGGCAGGAUAUGGCUGCGUUGUGGAAAGCAAGAGUCGAAUGGGUCGACGACGAAUCACUGGAGUCUGAUGAUGAUGCCAUCAUGAGCAUGAACGAUCAUCGUGACCACGGCAAGGUCGAAUCCACCCUGCCACAUCAACGAACAAACAAACGAGGAAAAGGACCCAAGAAAGAAAAGGUGGAGAAGUUAGUCGUGGGUUGGGGAGAUGCCGCCUGGAUUAUCCAUGUCAUCCCUGGAGAGAUAUUUGGUAAUGGCAAGCAGACCGGCGAAAGGUCCCCUGGCAGCAUCGAAGUUCCUCACCAUCUUAAGUUUGACGAUUGUAUUGUUUCUGGCAUCUCGCUUUAUACCCCUUCCCUACUUCUAGUUCUUGCAUACCGAACACACGACGAUGACGACAACCCCGUUGAGACAACUCCACGACGUGGAAUGCAUCGACGUGCAAAUGGCCUAUCCCCUGAACUCAAACUCAUCGACGCUGUAACACAGGAAGAGGUCGAGGUUGACUCUUUGACAGUCAGCAGGUUCGAGACUCUCUCCGCAGCCGAUUACCACCUAGGAACGCUAUACGUACCGCAUCCCAAGGCCAUGACGCCUGCACAGAAGAGCGCACUAGAGGCUAUUGGAGGGGGGAUAUGGGAUGCCGGCGUCAGCGCAACAAGGAUAUUCAGUUCCGGCGCCAGUGUUCUCAAUCUCCCAAUAGGUUCAGAUUCGAGGCCACCGUCCUUGUCUUCCGCCAGUGGCACUGUACCAUCCACGACUGCUCGUGGACGACAAACGCCAGUACAUCCUAAUGCUGCAACAGCCGGUCUGAAGGUCUUCAUACAUAGUCCGUACGACUGUGUACUAGCCAUUAAGCGCGACCUUGCAGACCAUUUUACUUGGGAGCUGGAGCACGAGAACUACAAAGAUGCCUGGGAGCUUCUGGAAGAUCAUCCAGAAGUUAUCGGUUCCGCCAGUCAAUCGGUCGCAGAAACCUCGCCGGCCAGCACGCCUCUCCAAAAACAGGGAAGUCUGCAGGACUUCUUCGCCGACGAAAGCGAGUCUCAAGAUACAGUCUCCGCCGCAAGAGCGAACCAAAACACUGCUGUCGAGAAGGAGAAGCGACGCGUAGGUGAUCUUUGGGUCCAGCAGCUUGUGAACGCAAACGACUGGAAGAAAGCUGGAGAGAUCGCUGGAAGAGUUCUAGGCACUUCAACUAGGUGGGAGCACUGGGUCUGGAAGUUUGCGCAAACCAACCACUUCAACGAGAUCUCGCCUUACAUACCCACCAAGCAGAUGCAGCCACCGCUACCUUCUAUGGUAUAUGAGGUGAUUCUUGGGCACUACAUUAUCAACGACCGAAUACGGUUCAAGCAUCUGCUCGAAGCAUGGGAUCCAGAACUCUUCGAUAUCAGCAGCGUUAUCGAAGCCAUCAAAGCCAAGCUGGCUGCUGGUGAUGUGACCGAAGACUCUAUUGAAGGCAACGAACAAGGCCGGGACUGGCGUAUCCUACAAGAUGGUCUUGCGAAGCUGUAUCUCGCGAGUGGCCGCCAAAGAGAAGCACUGCGCUGCUACAUACGCCUGCAAAACGCCGAUGCCGCCAUGAGCAUCAUUCGUGAUUUCCACCUCGUGGAAGCUGUCAGAGAUGAUAUCCCUGGUUUUAUCCUGCUGCGUGUGUCUAGAGAGCAGAUGGCAUCAGCACCGCUGGCGGAACUGGAGGAGGCGUCCUCCGAGACCAUCAACGUGCUUGUGGAAGAGGGCUGUCGUGGGACCAUUCCAGCUGACGAUGUUAUUACUCAGCUCCAAGAGAAGAAAAAGAAGGACUCGUUCCAACCUUUUCUGUUCUUCUACCUGCGACGGCUGUGGAAGCCAGAACUGCAUGAGCGCAAGGCUAGAACUGCAAAAGAGCGAGUUGCUGAGGAUCGUCUCGCUGCUGAUGGAAAACUCGUUGCCGAAGGUUUCUCAGAUCUCAUGGUCGAGCUGUUUGCAGAGUACGAUCGCCCGCUGUUGAUGGAGUUCCUUCGCAAGUCGCAAAGCUUUGACCUGAGCAAAGCCACGGCCAUCUGCGAGAGUAGGGAGUACAUUCCCGAGCUUGUACACAUACUCUCAAAGACUGGUCAGACCAAGCGCGCCUUGUACCUGAUCAUCGAGAAGCUGUCUGAUGUCAGCUUUGCCAUAUCUUUCGCAAAAGAACAAGACGACCCGGACCUGUGGAAUGAUUUGCUCGACUAUUCCAUGGACAAACCGCAAUUCAUCAGGGGUUUGCUGGCAGAAGUCGGCACAGCCAUCGACCCCAUUCAGCUCGUCCGUCGCAUCCCUGAGGGUCUUGAGAUUGAAGGGCUGAGAGACGGCAUUGGCCGUAUGGUCCGCGAGUACGAGAUCCAGCAUUCCAUCUCAGAGGGGGUAGCCAAGGUGCUACGUGGUGAAGUAGCAGCGGGCAUGGACACGCUCCGUGCAGGACAGAAACGAGGGGUCAAGUUUGAAGUCAUGCCCUGUGACGAAGAGUCAGACGCAUUACAGGGGAAGUUGCCUGGUGCGCAGAAUGGACUAUCCAAGGGCAAAGAGGUGGACAUGCGACCCAAGGGCGUUGAUCCAAAGUUGGCUGCAAAAGUACUUAGCAGCGGCAACACUACCGCAGCUACAUCGACCAACCCAGCACCUGUAGCUGAUCCCGCACCAGCGGAGGACCCGAGCGUCGAAGCUCCACCAGGUCACUGCACGGGCUGCGGCGAACCCUUCACUCUACCCACCGCAGAGGAGGAAGAAGUCAUAGAUAUCCCGCUACCCAAGUCCCGCGAUACGCUAGUCGGAUUCGCGUGCGGCCACGUCUUCCACCUCAGCUGCCUGCUACCCAAGACGAGCGCCAGCGCCAGCGUCGCCGCAACGCUGCAGCAACAACUAGCGAGCGACGCGGUGGAGAGCGGCGGGCGAUGGAGCCGCAGCGUCGGCGCAAAGGUCGCACACGCCCAUGUCAUCAAGAGCGCAAUUGGACGCGGUUGUGUUGUCUGCCGCGAGCGCGAUCAGAUGGUCGGCGAUGAGUAG